Molecule: messenger RNA, 2456 nt
Organism: Aspergillus sclerotioniger CBS 115572
Lineage: Eukaryota; Fungi; Ascomycota; Eurotiomycetes; Eurotiales; Aspergillaceae
Product: RBR-type E3 ubiquitin transferase
Exons: 1
Coding region: 232-2064 (610 amino acids)
Biological process (GO): ubiquitin-dependent protein catabolic process; protein polyubiquitination; positive regulation of proteasomal ubiquitin-dependent protein catabolic process
Cellular component (GO): ubiquitin ligase complex; cytoplasm
Molecular function (GO): ubiquitin protein ligase activity; zinc ion binding; ubiquitin conjugating enzyme binding
Source: RefSeq, a predicted model, not a curated record
UACACCCUCCCUUCACCGCUCUACCCUUUUUUUCUAUCGCCCUCCAGAGGAAUGAAUGCCAUAGAGAGAUCCAAAGUCUGACCAUUCCUGCGAUAUACUGCGGCUAUACCGCCCCGGCAUCGCUUCGCCGACAGGCCUUGCCACCCACCACGUUCGACCAGUUCAUAUCGAUCAAUCGAGAGAUCGUGUCGCCUUUGAUCCGCUCCGUACACUGUAACAACUAUAUACACCAUGACAGACUUGGAACCCUUUCUUGAAGAUGAUCGCUCGAUGGAGCUAUCGACCAUUGCUGCCAUCUACCCGGAGAUCAAGAUAGACGAUUCGUCUCCCUUCAAAGCAUCUCUCAACAUACCAGUCAAGCCUUCUGCCCCACUGCGCGUGUGUUUUCAGCAACAAUCGGAGGCAGAGUUCCCCGCCGUUUUGACUCCCCCGACCUCGAUUGAUGCCAACGAAGUUGGGUUUCCUUUCAAGGCCGGAGAACAAAAUCCCACGGCUGGUCUCAAUCGGGAUGUUCACGUCCUCUCACAUCUUCCCACCCUCGGUCUCGAGAUUGAACUUCCCGAAGGUUAUCCUUCCGAAAAACCACCCAUCUUCAGGCUGGAAACAAGCCCACCAUGGCUACCACCCUCAAUAGUCUCGAGUCUCUUGGAGGAUGGGAAGCGCCUCUGGGAGGAAUGUGGGAAAGACCUCGUGGUAUAUACAUAUAUUGACCAUCUCCAGCAACUGGGAGAGUCGGCUUUUGGUGUUGGAGACAUGUCCGGCGGUGAAGUUCAACUUUCCCGUGAGUUGAAGAUCGCAUUGCUAGACUUCAACAACAAGGCUGAGCGCGAGAAGUUCGAAGAAGAGACAUUCGAGUGCGGAGUCUGUCUGGAGCCCAAGAAGGGGACAAUGUGCCACCGACUUGUACUUUGUGGGCAUGUCUUCUGUGUCUCAUGUCUCCAAGACUUCUACAACACCUGUAUAACGGAGGGCGACGUCGAAGGUGUCAAGUGCCUGGCUCCUGACUGUGGCAAAGAGCCGAAUCUCAGCUCUGCAGACGUCCAAGUGAAGAAACGCAAAAAACAGGACCGAACCCUGAGCCCUAGCGAGCUCCUCCAAAUUCCCUUGGAGCAAGAUAUAGUGCAGCGAUAUGUAUUUCUGAAACGGAAGAAAAAGCUCGAGGCAGAUAAGUCGACUGUGUAUUGUCCUCGACAAUGGUGUCAAGGCGCGGCACGCUCAAAGAAGCACCCUAAGCCUGCGGAUCCAAUGGCGGAUAACUUCGACGCCUCCGAUGACGAAGAUGAAGAUGGACCCAUGUUCGACCCUCUUGGAGAUGAGGCUCAGCUGCCACCAAUGGCCGAUCGGGUGGCAAUCUGUGAAGAUUGCAAUUACGCCUUUUGCUGUGUUUGUAAGAAGGGCUGGCAUGGCGAAUUAGUACGCUGCUUUCCGCGUCGGGAUGCGGAGUUAUCGGCGGAGGAGAAAGCAACAGAAGAUUACUUGCGUCUAUACACCUCAGCCUGUCCGACAUGCAAUGCUCCCUGCCAGAAGCAGAUGGGCUGCAACCAUAUGAAAUGCUUCAAGUGUGACACACACUUUUGUUAUCUUUGCUCUAGUUGGCUCUGCGAAGAUAAUCCAUAUCGGCACUUCAACGACAUCAACAGUGGAUGCUUCAACCGACUGUGGGAUCUGGAGGGUGGCGAUGGUAUCAAUCCCGAUGGAGCUGCGGCUUUGCAUCAAGUACCAGACGAACUGCUUGAGUUCGACGAUGGUAGUGACGACGAGGAUCUUGUGGCAUGGGAGCUCGGAAGACGACCUCCACCCCCUGCCCCAGUGCCUCCAAGAGUCAACAACGCAGCAGCUGGGGCCAAUCGCCCACGUGGAAACAACGCCAACGACCUAGACGCAGCCGGUCGGGCAGCAGCAGCCGAAAGACAGGCUCAAGCACGAGCAAUGGCCGAGGUUCGUCGUCGUCCAGAUGCAGAGCCUCUCCAAGUCCGACGGCCAGGACUCCAAAGGUUUCUGGACUUGGUCCAAAAUGACCGGGAAGACGAAUGGGACAGUGACGAGCUAGAUGACGAUUUCUAGCAUCUCCUUAGCAACACCUAUUACACAACAUCAAACCCCUCAACGCGUCGCUCUCCCACACCAAUUCCAGUUCCCCAAAAGUAUCGGGUUCUUCUAAUACAUACUUUUUGAUAUCCCUCAUCCUUCUUGCAGGGAUAUCUCGUGUCAUGACUCAUGUACGUUCCGAAACUGCCAUAUAACUAUGACUUUGAUGACUCUGCAUGCAUUCUGCAUUCUGUAUUAGCGGACCGUUUAUUGGCUUUGGGCAUCAUUGUUUCAUCCUCUUGCAUCGCUUUCCCUUUUGCGUUCAUCAAUUGCCCACCCUAUGUUAAGUAUCCCUACAUCACAUCCAUGUAUAUCAUGACUCCUCUGUUCAAAAGCAUCCCUUCACCCGUCUAUCCAUCGACUAGAAC